CACAACAAGUUGUCCCCUCCAUCACCCACGAGAUUGGUCGCUGUCGUCUCCCCCGCGGCUGGAACGAGUGUGCUCUCGCUCGCUGGUAGCUGCCCGUGCCCAUGGACCCGCGGAGCGGCUUCUGCCCGGCGACGAGGACGUUCCGCAGCCUGCGCCCGCCGAUCGCGCUCCCGCCGGAGGACGCGCCCGUCUCCUUCCCGUCCUUUGCUCUGUCCCGCCUCCCCUCGCCGCUCCCGGCGCACCCGGCCUUCGUCGACGCGUCCACCGGCGCCGCGCUCUCGUUCGCGGCGCUCCUCGCCCGCGUCCGCUCCCUCUCCGCCGCGCUGCGCGGCGCGCUCGGCGUCGCCAGGGGCGACGUCACGCUCGUCCUCGCACCGCCCAGCCUGGACGUCCCCGUGGUGUACCUCGCAGUGCUGUCCCUCGGCGCCGUCGUCUCGCCGGUCAGCCCGCUAUCCACGGCCGCCGAUGUCGCCCGCGCCGUCGGCCUGUGCAGCCCGUCCGUCGUCUUCGCCACCGCCGCCACCGUAAGCAAGGUCCCCGCGGCCCGGGAGCUGACCGUCGUUCUGCUCGACUCGCCGCAGUUCGAGUCCUUCCUCCACGGCCACGAACCGGUGGAGGCGGACGGGCCACCGGCCGAGGUGCGGCAGUCCGACGUGGCGGCGAUCAGCUACUCGUCGGGGACGACGGGGCGAACGAAGGCGGUGGCGCAGUCCCACCGGCGCCUCAUCGCGUCGUCGCUGCAGGUCCCCUCGGCGCGGCCGCGGGCGCCCGGCGGGCCCGUGGUGACGCUCCUGGGCGUGCCCAUGUUCCACUCGUACGGCUUCCACAUGCUGAUGCGCGGGGUCGCGGCGGCCGAGACGACGGCCGUGGUCACCGCGCCCCGGGGCGGCGCGGCGGCCGUGGCGGCCGCGGCAGCGAGGUGCCGGGCCACGCAGAUGUUCGUGGCGCCGCCGGUGGUCGUGGCCAUGGCGCGGGGAGGCGGCGGCGGUCCGGAGGGGUUCCCGGACCUUGUCCGGGUCGACUGCGGCGGCGCGCCGCUGAGCAGCGCGGCGGCGUCGGCGUUCCAGGAGAGGUUCCCCGACGUCGAGCUGUCGUUGGCAUUAGGAUCAACUGAGGGUGGCGUGAUAUCAAAGAUGGUUGGUCAUCACGAAUGUCAUCAGAUAAAAUCAACAGGCCGACUAUGUAGUGGUGUUGAAGCCAAAGUUGUUGACAUUAUCAGUGGUGGCCUCUUAUCGACCAAUGAGCAAGGAGAAUUAUGCAUUCAAAGCCCAAGUGUCAUGCUAGGAUAUGUUGGAGGUAACGAAACAAGAAUUUCUGCAUUUGACUCCGAUGGUUGGCUUAAAACUGGAGACCUCUGCUAUUUUGACGAAGAUGGCUUCCUUUACGUAGUUGAUAGACUAAAGGAUCUCAUUAAGUACAAAGCAUAUCAGGUUGCACCAGCAGAGUUAGAGGACGUGCUACAUUUGAUUCCAGGGAUAUCUGAUGCAGCAGUUAUCCCAUACCCGGAUGAAGAAGCGGGACAAUUGCCAAUGGCACUUGUUGUCAGACAAAAGGGGAGCAAUAAUCUUACAGAGGACCAAAUAAUGGAAUUCGUUGCAGAGCAGGUUGCCCCUCACAAGAAGAUACGCAGAGUUGUUUUUGUUGAUUCAAUACCACGGCUGCCAUCUGGCAAGUUGCUGAGGCGUGAGCUGCACAAACAAAUCACACGUUCUCAAAGUAUUAGCCGGUUGUAGCACACACAAGCCGCUUCUAGCAACGGAUGAGGCCAGCCAAGCAGUCAAAAUCAAUGCGAACAAGGGAACAGCUGCCAAAGGUCCUUGGUUAGAAUUAUUGUAUAGAGAUGAUUACCAGAGGUCCUUGAUCACAAUAAACACAUGCCCCACAUGGCGAUAGCUUCCGGAACUUUCUUUCAAUCUUUCGGAUGGAAGGGAAUGUGCCAUGUUUAGAUACAGCCGCAUGCAAAACAGAUAAUGAGAAUUGUGCUUGGAAUAAUACAUGUCCAUAUGGGCAUUUGGCCUA
Molecule: messenger RNA, 2019 nt
Organism: Panicum hallii
Lineage: Eukaryota; Viridiplantae; Streptophyta; Magnoliopsida; Poales; Poaceae
Product: 4-coumarate--CoA ligase-like 7
Exons: 6
Coding region: 102-1733 (543 amino acids)
Molecular function (GO): CoA-ligase activity
Source: RefSeq, a predicted model, not a curated record